AUGGCUACUCCGAUCGCGUCGACGACCGUGGUGUUCGCAACGCUGCUGCUGGUCGCGGCGUCUGCUGCGGACGCCGACCAUCGCGCCCCGGCACCAGCGCCGGGUCCCGCGCGGUUGCCGGGGGCUCACGGCCCCAGAGGUGCCGGCCUUGCGCCGACGCCGGCGCCUUACGGCCAUCCUGCCUCAGCGCCGGCGCCGGUCCACGCCCACGUUCCAAGGCGGCAUCAUUAUCACCCUCGCCAUCACGCCCCAGCGCCCUCUCCUGCUCAUAGCAGCCAGCCGGCCAGCGCUCCGAGUCCGUACCACCAUGGUGGCCACGACGCUCCGGCACCGGCGCCGGCUUUUGGCAGCCAUGCGGCCAGCGCUCCAAGCCCGUACAGCCACCGCAACCAGAACGCUCCAGCGCCGGCUCCGGCUCAUGGGCAUGGCGCCCAGCCGGCCAGCGCUCCGAGCCCCUACCACCAUGGUGGCCGCGACGCUCCAGCUCCGGCGCCGAUUCACGCCUACCAGCCGGCCAGCGCACCGACUCCUUACAGCCAUGGUGGCCACGGCGCUCCAGCGCCGACGCCGGUUCACGCCAACCAGCCGGCCGGCGCGCCGACUCCGUACAGCCAUGUCGGCAGCCACGCUCCAGCGCCGGCGCCGGUCCACGCCAAGCAGCCGGCAAGAGCUCCAAGCCCGCAGCACCACGGUUCGUCAGUGGCGGCAGAUGCGCCGUCUCCGCACCACGGCGAAGCGACGGCACCGGCUCCGGUCCCAGCCACGGCUCGCGUCGGCGAAGAGGCUCCCCCACCGAGUGAUUUCGCAAGUCAGCCGGCUUCUGAUUCUCCCUACUACUACCCCUCGUACGCGCCCGCCCCGGCGCCGGGAGGUUUUUCUGCCUCCGUCGCCGUCCCCGGUGGAGCAUCGGGGCUGCUCGGUGCGAUUGCCCUGUGCUUCUGCGCGGCCGCGCUUAUUCUUUAG
Messenger RNA from Setaria italica (foxtail millet), 963 nucleotides. RefSeq names its product skin secretory protein xP2. The record is from RefSeq and is a predicted model, not a curated record. Bases 1 to 963 code for a protein of 320 amino acids. NCBI's taxonomy places the organism in Eukaryota, Viridiplantae, Streptophyta, Magnoliopsida, Poales, Poaceae. The transcript has a single exon.